Molecule: messenger RNA, 2112 nt
Organism: Anopheles funestus (African malaria mosquito)
Lineage: Eukaryota; Metazoa; Arthropoda; Insecta; Diptera; Culicidae
Exons: 2
Coding region: 181-1971 (596 amino acids)
Molecular function (GO): DNA binding
Source: RefSeq, a predicted model, not a curated record
AAACAAUAGACAAAGUACGGUGUAGCGAAUUUGACAGCAACCCUCAAAAACAUAACUGCCCUGUCACGCAACGAACCUGACAACCGCCAUGAAAAUUGUUGUUUACGCGCUGCACUGAACGCAACAAUAGUUGUGUAAAACAUUUUCUUUCCAUUUUAAUUGGAGUAAAUAUUAGGCACUAUGGCCGAUAACCACGACAGUAUCCGUUGUCGCAAAUCAUCCAACCCUUAUACAAGGCAAGAUUUGAGGAAUGCAAUUAAUCUGAUAGUUGAACGCGGCACCUCUAUUCGCCGGGCGGCUUUCGUUUGCAAUGUGCCACGCACGACUUUGUCCACAUAUUUGAAAUCUCUAAAACACGGAAAAAUAAGCAAACUGUUACCACAGGAAGAACAAGCCCUGUACCAGUGGAUGACAGACUGCUGCAAAAGAGGAUUUUCGAUCAAAAAGCGUAACGUGGAAACAGCAGCGGAAGCACUUGUCCAGAAGAAUAUUCCUGCCCGCACACAUCCUUUCCAGGAUACGGAAUUUGGAAGGCGAUGCUAUCAGAAAUUCGUGAAAAGAUGGCUUUCCAUUGAUCGUGUCAAGUAUCGCAAACAUCUCGGUGCCAUAAUGGAUUGGUAUCUACACAUUGAAAGCUACCUGAACGAAUCGAAUUUGUUUGAAAUUUUGAACCAUCCUACCCGUAUCUUUCUAUGCGAUGAAUUACGCUUCCGCGAGCGGGUUGAAAUGGAUGAAAGAGUGCGGACGUUGCUGAAAAAGAUGACAAUGCUUUACACUUUCUCUGCGGCGGGGCAGCAUCUGUCCCCGUUGCUCGUUUACCCGUAUCGACGCGACGUUCCACCACACAUAGUGCAGGCAGCUCCGAAAAACUGUGCCAUAGUAGCACAAGAGUAUGGCCAAGUGACGCCAAAAACGUUCGCCGCUUACCUAGACAAGGUGGUGGACAAGUUCGUAACGACAUACGACAUUCCCAAACCAGUGAUCAUGUUUGUGGAUGAAUCCCACGUAGAUCUGACACUACACCUGCACAACACCUGCAAACGGUUGGGCAUCAUACUGAUUGGUUUGUCUGCUGCUCAAGUAGUGAAACCCACUGCGAAUGCAUUUAACCAUAUUUGCAACGGAUGGGAACAGGAGCUUCCGAAGUGGGAAACUGAAAAUGGUCGCGAAUUCACGCUGGCUGAAUGUGCUGGACUCAUGCAGCAAAUCAACCAACGGUAUAUCAACAGUACGGUGCUUGUGAAAGAUUUUGCUGAUAGCAAUUUGUGUCCUUGGAAGCGGCCUAUACGCGAGAUAGUCGACGAUGUCGCGACAGUAACGCAUGAUGAUAUGGAAGAUGAGGACGACGAUGAUAUUGAAAUCGAACAUUUCCUAGAAAAUGUUGACGGCUGGUCAGAUGGAGAUGAAGCAGAAGAUUUCGAUCUUGGAGACGAUGAAUUCAAUGGUAUGGAUGGCAUUGACGAAGCCACCGACGAGCCACCGAAGGAUAUGAUGGUGAAAAUAGCUGAAGAACGUAGAGAUGUGAACGAUAAAAAGACGGAAACGAAGGCUACCACAGCUGAAUCUACCGGGACAGAGCUUGGUAAUUCGAAUCCUGCUUCCGACAAGCCCGAAAUUGCCGACGAUAAUUAUUCUAACACCAUUGAGAAGACGAAUGAGAACGUUACCGUCGAUGGAAAUGCAUGUGUCCAAACACUGCAAACGCCGCAAAACGACUCCAAUUCGGAGACGGAUGAUUACCAGGAUGGACCACCGGAUGACAUCGAUAUUAGUAUUAAUUUUAUCGACUUCAAACGUGCCAUCGGCAGUGAGCUGACGGAAAAGUUUGAACGCAAACUUGAAAUUGAAAAUCGUCUACCCCUGGGUAACCAUGCCGAGAACGUGCUGUUCGACAUUUAUCGUCAAUUUCGAUGCGAUGUUGUCACUGAUAGUGAUGACGAUUACGAUAUUGUGGAGGUAGGCGAUGAAUGAGCUCGUUUCCACACCAUUCCAAACUUGUGCAGAUUACUUUAUUUUUAUUCAGUAAGAUAUUAAUUGUACGUUACAUAUAAUAAUAGAAUAGUUCCAAAAUUAUGGACUUUUAAUGCAUGCGUGAAAAAUGCCAGUAAAGUA